AUGAAAAAGAACAAUGUAAAUGGAUACAGUCGGUUUGGUUGGUUACAUAAUAUCCUGGCUGUUGGCCAUUGUAUUUCUGAAGGCUGGGUUGGUCAAAAUAUGUCAUUUAUUUCCUUCGGAACAUCAACAAGCGUUUCCCAGACUCUAACCAGUGAGAGAUUUGUUCUUUGUGCCAAAGUGUGUCCCACAACAUUACUUGGAUACAACCCCCCGCCAUAUAUGUACAUGGUGGUGAUCGGGGUCAUAGAAACGUUUUCUUCUAUAGCUCUACUCAUGCCAGUCCCUGAAGUGGAGAGGGGAGUGUACAUUUUAUUUGCAACCUUGAUGGCACUCGCCAUUUACACUCAUGGCGUUUUAGAUCAAUAUGCUAAAAUGGUGGUUCCAACUUGUUUAUUUUUUACAAGUAUUAUUUUGUAUCAAACUAGACCUGCAAAGUAUGUGUAAUGAAGAAUCUGUUUUAUAUAUAAUUAUAUGUUUAUCUGAUAGUAAAUAAAUAUUAUAGA
Messenger RNA from Ostrea edulis (European flat oyster), 503 nucleotides. RefSeq lists its product as uncharacterized. Lineage: Eukaryota; Metazoa; Mollusca; Bivalvia; Ostreida; Ostreidae. The transcript has 4 exons. Bases 1 to 444 code for a protein of 147 amino acids. The record is from RefSeq and is a predicted model, not a curated record.